AGCCCCGAGUCGCUCCGUAUCGCCUGCCUACGGGCGCCCCGGGCGCCAAAAACCUACCUCGGGCGCGUGCAGAGAACACAGCUGGCCUCCCGAGCUCGGAGAUUGCAGCGAAAUCGCCGCGGCGGCGAGCGAGCCAGCGAUUCCCAGGAGCCAGGGGCUGGCCUGCAUACGAAUUGACGCGGCCGGCCGUGGCCGGCCCCGCUGGCGCAAGCGUCCCUCGGCUCUGACAGGCUGUCCCAAAAGGCGCGAGCCGCCGAAACCCUCAACCUGACUCGUUUCCCGCGCCGACCCGAACGCUCUGAGCUCGCCUCUCGCUCGUAAAACCCGGCCUAGCCAUGGACGACUCGACCCAGUCCUUGAGAGCCGCGGACCCCCUCCAGCAGGCCGCCGCGGCGCGGCGCGCGCGGUCCGUCACGCCGUCUUCCACGGACGGCUCGCCGCGGCGCCGCUCGAGGCUGGGUACCCCACCACCGUCGCCGGCGCGAGCGACCCCAUCACCCGCGCAAGGGUUUGACGACUCCCUCACGGCGGCGCAGCACAACAGCGCCGGCGGCGAGACGGCGUCGUCGCCGUCGCGCCACACGUCCGACGACGAGUUCGACCUCGACGAGAUCUUCGCGAGCAAUCCUUCCACUCCGAAGGGCCGCUACGCGAAGUGGCUGCGGGCCUCGGGCCCCAUUACUAUCCGCCGUAGCAAGGAGGAGCACCCUCCCUCUCCGUCCGUGUCGUCCUCGUCCUCCUCGUCACCGAGGCAUUGGCCGGGCAGUUCUGAGCUCGACGAGUUGCAUGGACGAGCCAAGACGCGGCGACCGUUGCCGGAACGUAUUGUUGGAGACGGCUGCGCGUUGCCCGAAUUUGAUUAUGCGACACUCGGCGAGGUCGACGAGCCGAUGGCCUCCGGGAAACAAGCUUUCGUCUAUGAGGUCACCGUUCAUAGAAAACGAGCUGCGUUGAAGGUCAUGCGGCGCGAAUUGGCGGAAGUUGUUGCUGAAAGGAGAGCCUUCGUGCGAGAAUGUCACUUGCUCGCGCGCAUCAAGCACGCGCACAUCGUACCCUUGUACGGCGUGUCGACGACUUUGAGCGGACUGCCCUGCGUUUUGUUAAGGUGGUGCGACAACACGGUCAUCCGGUCCUUGCGUCUGGACGAGGUCGGCCACGACCCGGAGGUUAGAGCGACCGUCAAAAGGGAGUGGCCCUCUCGAGAAAGGUUACGACUCAUGGGCGAGCUCGCCGACGCCCUGGACCACCUGCACACGCGCGCGAUUUUGGGAGCCCACGUGGCACACAGAGACGUCAAGCCUCCCAAUUUUGGCCUGACCGCCACCCGCUCUUUGGUGCUCUACGACUUCGGUCUCUCCGUCGCGUUGCUCGCCAAACAUAGCACGAGGGGAGACACCUUCGAGCUGACGGGCGAUACCGGUACCAGGAGGUACAUGUCGCCCGAGGUCGCCGAGGGCAAGCCGUAUGGUGUUAGCGUCGACGUCUACGGCUGGGCCAUCUGCGCGCACGAGAUCUUUCACCUAAGGGGCAAGCCCUUUCAUGGGUUGUCGGUCUCGCAGCACACGGAGCGCGUCGUGCGGAACGGGGCUAGACCGGUGAUUCCCUCGACCUGGGACCACCGGCUGAUCGAGCUUUUUCCUUCCGCUUGGGCGACGGCCGAUAGACGCUGCGACGCCGCGCGGUGCCGCGACGUCUGUAGGGAUAUUGUCGCUCAUCCUGGCCCCGAGGACCCGCUGUCGACGAAGCUCCUGCCGACGUGCCAGUGCGCCAUCUCAUAGUAGAAUCACACGGAAUUUGGAAACCACAUGAACUAACUAGCCCUCGCUGUGGGCGCUGUGACCAAGGAUACGCCUUGGAAACCACAUGAUAAUGAUGCCCGCGCCGCGUGUGGCGCGGGGCUUACCAUCACCACCCCC
Pelagomonas calceolata is the source of this 1916-nucleotide messenger RNA. NCBI's taxonomy places the organism in Eukaryota, Pelagophyceae, Pelagomonadales, Pelagomonadaceae. The record is from the annotation of a GenBank genome assembly.